ACCACGAACAAUGUCACCAUCAAAAGAGAAUACUUCAAAUAUUUGCGCCUUAUUUAGAACUACAAAUAGAACCGUGUGAAAUUAUCAGUCAGAUGGGUGCUUCAGGUCUUAUCAAUGUCGAAGAUAUAGAUGAAAUAAUGCAAGGGCUGGACAUAAUGUGGGACCUCGAAAUCAACCGUACCUGAGAUACUAGUUGAGGUUAAUUAUUACUCUUCCAAAUCCAGAUUAACAUAUUCCAACUGCAAAAUAAUUCAUUCCAGCUUUUUAUUUUCAAAUCUCAAGUGUUCAAUUUCAUAUCUAAAGAAGACUAUUCAAACUUGUUGUUGUCAAAUCCGCAUUCCAGGUUUCUAUUCUCAAACCCAAAAUGUUUACUUUCAUAUUACAUACUAGUAUUCAAAUUAACAAUUGUCAAAUCGAAAGUGUUCACUUUCAUAUUGAAAGUGGGUCGUUCCAUUUUGUCGCGGUCAAAUCUAAUUCAGCCUAUUCAAAAUUUAUGUAAAUAGCAUGCCCAUUGUGAACAUGUAAAUUAACACGCUCGUCAUUUCAAAACUCAUCAGGGGCACACCAAGCUUGUUUGUUAUAACGUACACAGCACAACUCGGACACAGAACGCUACGUAAAAGUCAAAACGGUUUUUCCCUUCUUGAUACAUUAGUUUAUUUUUCAAAUGUGAGGCAUGUCAAAGAAAUCAAGGAGCUGUCGGUGCCACAAUGCUCUUACUGGAUCGAAUGCAACGUCGCCAAGCUCCCUCGAAAUGGUACAUGGAUUUCCUAAAAAUUUUGUAUCAGAAAGGAUACAAAGACAUUGUCAAGGAAAUGGAACCCGAUUUUACUCUUGAUUGUGAAGUACUUAAAACACCAAACAUUCAUAUCACAGACAACACUGCUUCUGAUAUCUCCACAGACGAGCAUGAUUGUGUUUUAGAAGAAAAGAUUCAGUCUAAAGUCAUGAAUCUGAAAUCCGAAAUAAUAUUAAUUCUAAACAUGAAAAAAUUGGCAGCCAGACUUUGUCAGCUGUUAGAUUUUGAAAAAGUAUGUAAUCUUAUUGAGAUAAGUAGCAGAUCUCAGAAAGAGUCCAUUGAAAAGAUGCUUGAGGAGAUAUCCCGUCUGAGUAGCAGAACGAAAUGGAGACAGUUUAUAAAUUGCCUGAGGGAAUCAGACUACACGCACUUGGCAGACAUUUUAUCCCGGCCCAUGACUGGCACGAUGCAAUGCAAAGAGAGUAAAUUGGUUAGGUUAUUUGUGCCAACGUUAGGACAACAACUCGAUCCUGCUGAACUCAUAUCAUAUUUAGAACAAGAAAGUGUGAUAAAUCAUCAUGAUAAGGAGAAAGUUAUUUGUACACUUCGUCAGUCUGGAAGUGUUGCAGCAUCAGUGGUACUUCUAGACUGCAUGCAGUGCAGGGUCGCUCCGCAUAUAUGGUUCAGAGCAUUUGUUGCUGCACUUGUUAAUUGUGGAAGAGAAGAUCUUGCUCAAACGAUUGAUCCCGAUUUCAACAAAAUGGAUAGUGUUUCAGGACACUCUAAGAGAACUGAUGGUGAGAGCAGUUCGUACGAAACUUACUAUUUGUCAACAGAACUUGACGAUGCACAUAGCCAUAUCUACAAUUUAGAAAAAGCAGCUAUGGACGAACUUGGUAUUAUUCAAGAGCAUUUUGACGCCAUGAAAAGCAAACUGAAGGAACAGAUAGAGAACAAAACUUCUCUCUUGGUGAAAACAUUACAAGAUGUCGACAAAGAUCUGCGAGAUUUGCGCUGUAAUGCUGCGUUUUUCGGCAGAAAUGAAGACAACAACCGUCUAGAAAUUGAAGAAAAACUUAGAGAUGUAAUUUCUACAAAUUACAUUCUGCGCCCUAUAAAAACGUUCAUGGACUUGAAAGUCUUGGGUGUCUUUCAACACCAGAGACAUUCUUUUCAUAGACAAGAUUCUUUUGACACACCGGGAAUUGUUGCAAGUAGAUAUAGCAAGAAUAAGAAGCACAAGUUAUUUGUUUUACGUAAGAUAGAGCAAUCUGUGGGCUCGUCAAGUUCGAGCCAGUCAUCUGGAUACUUGUUUGUUGAGAGGUCUACAUCAUUAUCUAGCACGGGCUCAACGUGUGACUCAAAUGUAAGAGUAAAUAAGCAAAAUACCAAAUUUUCCGAAACGGAAGAAAGCCGCACUAUAAAUGUUAACCCUAAUAAGAGGUUUAAGCAAUCUGUUUUUCAUGCAGUGCCUGAACACGGAGAGCUGAAGCCUUUGAUUGGUACUGAUGAGAACGAUCCUAAUUCCUGUAUGAUCUCACCAGCAGUUUUCUCCACUUCAACGUCGGAUUUGCCAGAGUCUUCAUCUGGCAUUGGAUCUACAAAUAUAACAUAUACUGAGACCAAUAAAAGCUUAAGAGUGGAACGUGAAAUAAAUAUUGACGGAACAGUACGAAAUCUGUCGGUGUGCCUGAACAGGGGUAUGAGUGGCAAUAUUUCUGAAGCCAAAUCUUGGCCAGAUUUACGGUCUCCAUGCAACACAAUGUCUAAAUCGAAAAUAUUUGUUAAAUCUAAUGAAAACCAAGAAGAGGGAUGUGACCAUUUACUACCUCAUUCAUGUCUGCGAGAAGUGAAAAUUCACAAAUCGACUUUCUAUAAUAAUGGCCACAGUGCUUCUGAUUCUUUCACAGACGUAUCUGAUUUAUUACCACUACCUUCCUCAGGGACUACUGAUACAACAACUUCUGAAACAGCAGGUAGAACCAGUUUGGACGAAGAAAUAAAUUUAAUCAAUUAUUCUUCGGUAAAUUCAGUAAACGAGGAUCAGGAAUCGAUCAGCUCAGGGAGUGAUGGCACGUCAGUAUCAACCGAAACAUAUACCGAUAAUACAGUCAGUUCGUUCUUAGACUCUCGCGUGCCUGAUACGGUUGAAGGUGUCAGUCAUGAUUUAGACUGUUCCUCACGCACCACUGUUCAGAUUGCAACAGCAAAGAGAAAUCUUUUUGAGCGUUUUCUAUGUUAUAUAUGUAUAAGAGGUAAAAAGAAAAAAUCUUCGGAGAAGGUUUUUAGCUCAUCUGUAUGCUUUUAAGAUCGUUUGGUGUUUGUCAUCCAUCGUCGCCGACAAACGGUUUGUUUUAUUCUGUAGCAUCUUCAUAUCUGAAGCAAUCAAGUUAAAUAUUUUGGGCCAGAUUAGAACAUUAGGUCAUGAGGUUAAGGGUGUAGAUAGGCUUAGAGUAAUAUGCCCUUUAAUUACCAAAUUGCCACAUUUUCUCUAUGUUAGUACUCCUUCCCAGCUAUUUCGUAACCAUUCCCAAUCAUUUUAUCCCAAAAUAUAAUGCGUAUACCUGAAAGAUCUCGUUCAGUUUCGAGUAUAGAACAAGAUCAGCGAUCCUGAUGGAGUUAUAUCUAAAAUGUUAUAUUCUAUGACGGACCUUUACACCCGUGCACCUUCAUUCCAAAUGAAUCUAAGACGAAAUAUUUACACCUGCUAGAUCCUAGUCAAUUCUGAUAUUGGGGCCUCCGUGGCCGAGUGGUUAAGGUCGCUGACUUUAAAUCACUUGCCCCUCAUCGAUGUGGGUUCGAGCCACACUCGGGGCGUUGAAUUCUUCAUGUGAGGAAGCCAUCCAGCUGGCUUACGGAAGGUCGGUGGUUCUACCCAGGUGCCCGCUCGUGUUGAAAUAAUGCACGGAGGGGCACAUGAGGUCUUCCUCCACCAUUUAAAAACUGGAAAGUCGCCAUGUCGGUGCGACGUUAAAUCCAACAAAACAAAACAAACAAACAAUUCUGAUUUUAGGUCAGGUUUGAAAAGAUGGCCUGUAGUUAGGGACACUUGAUUUACUUACCUUAUGGCACCUGUAUUUUACAGGAUAUUUACAGCUGCACAAUUUUAGUCAUAUUUUAUAUUGUGUCAGACUGGAAGAAAUGAUCUUUUGUUUUGUACCAUUGAUUUACCUUACGCUAUAGCACAUGCAUUCCAAGUGAUAUUAAGAAAGGAUCUUAGUCAUAUUUGAUGUUGAGUCAGAUUUGAAGAAAUGGUCUUUAGUUAUGUACCAUUGAUUUACCUUACCUUUUGCACCAGUCGGAUUUGAAGAGCUGUCUGUACUUAGGUCACUGAUUUAUCAGAGAUAACACUUUCUUCACCAAUCCUAAUCGUAUUUAAAUAGAACGUGCCAUUAAUUUAGCAAACACUUUGUACUCUGAAGACACGUAUCUGCUUAAUGCUGAUCUUUUAUUUUAGAUGAUGUAUGUGGUCAGUAUGUAGUCAGCGCCAAGCUGGACACUUUGAAAGGUCAAACUGUUUAUUGAGCAGUAAUGUGGUCUUGAUUUGGCUGUUUAACUUAUUGGGUUAUAACUCCUAUAUAUACUAAAUGUGGUAGGCGAAUUCUUGUCUGGAUGUUAUAGUGUGGUGUCUUUAAGCUGGGUCUCUGUGAUAUUGACCUUCAACUUGUUAUUAGGGGCAAUGACUUUCAAGGUGCGGU
This is a messenger RNA of Mercenaria mercenaria, 4437 nucleotides long. RefSeq lists its product as uncharacterized. The record is from RefSeq and is a predicted model, not a curated record. NCBI's taxonomy places the organism in Eukaryota, Metazoa, Mollusca, Bivalvia, Venerida, Veneridae. The transcript has 7 exons. The coding region runs from base 711 to 3047 and encodes 778 amino acids.